Molecule: messenger RNA, 3171 nt
Organism: Microplitis mediator
Lineage: Eukaryota; Metazoa; Arthropoda; Insecta; Hymenoptera; Braconidae
Product: fez family zinc finger protein erm-like
Exons: 2
Coding region: 656-1939 (427 amino acids)
Cellular component (GO): nucleus
Source: RefSeq, a predicted model, not a curated record
GCAGGAGCACGCUGACAGCAUCAGAACCUACAACCAUCUCCAUCCGCGGCUGACCAGCUUGCUAGCUGCUGGCUAGAUUGAGCUUUAGUCGCGCAACUAGGGCGCCCCCUUUGCCCUUUCGUGUCGCAUUGACGAACCACGGUAGACACACGCGUUUUUGUCGUGCAAACACCACCCGAGACACCUCGUUUAAGGGUUCAACGAUCUUACCCGGGACCUCAUCAACUGCCUCUUCUUGGUCUUGGUCUUGCUCUGGUUUUUGUCCUCGUCCCCGGAGAGAAAAAGGCGAUCGUCAUUUUUCACAUCGGGGAUUUUUAACUUUACUGAUAAAAAAACCUACCGACGGCGACGUUUUCAAGUUUAUUUUGUGAAAAAAAUUUUGUGUUUUCGUUUUUAAAAAAAAUUUAUCAAAUAAAAAAGGAUUUUUAUUGAUAAUUCAUUGAAGAUUUAAAAGUUUUUGUGAAAUUGAGUCACGAACAAAAUGAUCAAGUGGUCGGAUUUUUGGAACUGGCGACAGUGUUAUCAGUGACGAAAAUUGGUCAAUAUUGAUCUGCAUUUUUUUUUUUUUUCAAGUACAAAAAGUAAAGUGAUUGUGAUUAUUGUGCACCGGAAGGUUCAACCAGAUAAAUUUUAAAUCAUUGGAGCGGCUACGAGAAUGCAGCCGUUGGAUCGUUCCAGCAGUACAAUGGCAGCCACUGACACACCAACAAGCUUACCACCCGCUGGUACUGACGAUUCCUCCAGCAGAUCAAGGAGCUCGCCGUCAUGCAGAAACCUUUCAACGCUGACCUUCUCGAUUGCGAAGAUCAUGGAGCCCGACAAGAGACUCUCGGAUUCGUGUUCCUCGGCCGCAGCAACGAUCCUACGUCAGCCAGCACCCAGCAUUUCAUCGCUUAGCUAUUCAGCGCACCUAGAAUCGGCUUUCAAGAAAUACGUACCAACUUUACGACAGCAGACUCUGCUCCAACAUUACCCACUGCUCUAUUAUCAUCCCAAUCCGCUGCUAAGAGCAUUUCCAGGUGGUCCAGUUUCCAGCAAUAGCACAACCAGUAUCAGUAGCCACUCAGUUUCGCCGCCUAUCUCACCGUCGCAUCAAACACGGUUGGACUCCAGCAGUGUCUCAAGUGGUAAAAAGUCUCCCAUAAAUCCUGGUGCAGUAGUGCCUAUUCCAAGUGCAUCAGUUCCCGCCUCGGCGACUCAAUCGCCCAGUGGACAACCGGCUCACAUUUCACCGGGACGUGAAUUAAACCCAGGGAAGCAGAAAACUUUUGCUUGUCCAGAAUGUGGCAAAGUAUUCAAUGCCCACUACAACUUAACGCGACACAUGCCGGUGCACACUGGAGCAAGACCGUUUGUCUGUAAAAUAUGUGGCAAAGGAUUUCGUCAAGCGAGCACUCUAUGUCGUCACAAAAUAAUUCAUACUGCUGAAAAACCACACAAGUGUCAGACAUGCGGCAAGGCCUUCAAUCGUAGUUCAACAUUGAACACUCACACACGCAUUCAUGCGAACUACAAACCAUUUGUGUGUGAAUUUUGUGGCAAGGGGUUUCAUCAGAAGGGCAAUUACAAAAAUCACAAAUUGACACACAGCGGUGAGAAGGCCUACAAAUGUAACAUAUGCAAUAAAGCUUUUCAUCAGAUUUACAACCUAACUUUCCACAUGCACACGCACAAUGACAAAAAACCAUUCUCAUGCAAAAUAUGUGGGAAAGGUUUUUGCAGGAAUUUCGAUCUCAAGAAACACAUGAGGAAGCUGCACGACGCAGUGUCGCCAGUAAUGAGCGCCAGCAAUUUAGGAAGUGCUGCAGGACAGACCCACGUCGAACAGUCGGGAUUUUCCGCGGUCCAUCAUGGCUCGACGGGCCACGCUUUCGUAAGCCCGUUUCUGCUGCCCUCGCCGGGUUCUCACCAGGCCAGUUACUUCAGCAAAAUGUUGUGACAGACCGAGAACGCUCAUUACGCCAACCGAAAACAGUGUCCUUUAUUUUUGACAUCUAUGAACUAUACUCACGAUACAGGACAUCUAAGUCUCAAGUAAAAGAUGUCUAUAUACAGAAGUAUAUUUACGAACGAGAUUACCGUUGCUACAUUUCAAUUGAUUUCAAUGGGGAUAAAUGCUUACUCGAGAUCAAAGAACUGUAACAUACAUUUAUAGUUUUCGGUUGCUUGGUUUCUUUAUGGAAUACAAGGUUUCAAAUCUGACCAAGCGAAAAGUGUUAAAAACUACCCCAUGGGAUUCGAAAAAAAAGAGAAGGCUACUGCUGGAUAUGAUGGUUAUAGAGGUUAAAAUGUAUGACACGAGGUUUACAAGUGCGCAAUUCCGGUGGGAAUGGGCACCUGUGAUUCUCAUAAUCGUUUUCAAACCCCAGUGAAUUUUUUAUAUAUAAAUGGAGUUUAUAUAUGGACAUCAAAAAUAUAAAAGCGGUGCAAUUAUGACUGAAUUUUGAUUUUUUUUUUUAUGUACAUAUCUUGUAAAUAUAUAAGUGUAUAGAAUGUUAUGGCGGAGAUUAAAAUACGAGAGAGUAUAUAAAAAUAAAUAUAUUAUAUAUAUAAUGAUCAAAAAUAUAUUAUUAUAAUUACGGAUUUAAUUAUGAGCUGAUUCGCACGUAGAUUUAUAUAGUUGACGACAAAUAUAUGAUGAACAUAUAUAUAUAUGUAUUCGAUUUAUUGAUUAAUGUACGAAUCGGUGUGAUAGUAGACUUAAGUUUAUAAAUUUAAAAAAAAUAACUUACCUAGAUAGCUAAUUUUUAUGAUCAUUCGUUAAAAAUAUAUAUUUGCAUUUAUUUUUUAUUUUGCAUAGGGAUUAAAAAAUUAUUUCUUCAUUUGACGGCUUGUGUAUAUUUGAUGCAGAUUGAAAAUUCGUGACUGAUUUUUUUUCAAGCACGCCCUUAUCAUGGUUCCAUCUCACAUUAUUAUUGCGGGAUUAGGAAUAACGCAAUUUAAAAGUGCAUCAAUAAUUAAAUAAAAUUUAAAUGUAAAUUAUAUUAUUAUUAAAUAAAAAAUGUGCAUUUAUUAUUAAUUAAAUUUAUUGAAUAAUUAUGAAUGAUGAUUACAUGUAUUUGCAGAUAUUUAAAGAAAAAAACAAUGGUAGCGGCAAAAUUGCAUAUAUGUAUACGUGUUUCCCGUUUGUAAAUAUUUCCUUCGUCCAAAGCAAUAAAUAAAUCGAUACGA